Molecule: messenger RNA, 1947 nt
Organism: Humulus lupulus (European hop)
Lineage: Eukaryota; Viridiplantae; Streptophyta; Magnoliopsida; Rosales; Cannabaceae
Product: cytochrome P450 CYP94D108-like
Exons: 2
Coding region: 16-1677 (553 amino acids)
Molecular function (GO): oxidoreductase activity, acting on paired donors, with incorporation or reduction of molecular oxygen; heme binding; iron ion binding
Source: RefSeq, a predicted model, not a curated record
AUUUCCCCUCUAUAAAUGGAGACCAAAUCAUGUAGUAAUACACACACCAAAACCAACACACUCAUCAUCAUCAUCAUCAUCAUCAUCAUCAUGAGUUCUUCAUCAGUUCUCUCUUUCUCAUCUCUGUUUCCAGCAAUGGAGUUUUCCAUCUCUCUCCAACUACUCUUGCUUUCUCUCUCUAUAGUGUCUAUCUUCUUCUACUACAAGCCCACCUCCAAAAAAACCAACAAAAGCAGCACCAAAGUCCACACUCUUUUCGGAGUCCUACCGGAGCUCUUGAAAAACAGCCACAGAUUUUUGGAAUGGGCCUCCGAAAAGCUCAUCAGCUCACCCACCAACACAGCCGUCCUCCGCCUCCCCGGAGGACUCCAGGGCGUCAUGACGGCGAACCCUUCCUGCGUUGAGCACAUACUGAAGGACAACUUCGAAAACUACCCCAAAGGAGACGUCUUCAACACCUACUUCUUGGACUUCUUCGGCGGAGGACUGUUCACCUCCGACGGCGAGGUCUGGAAGGUCAACCGGAAGGUGGCGAACCACGCGCUGAACACCAAGUCUUACAGAAGCUUCAUGAUGAACAAUGUGGCCGGCGAGCUCGAAACUAAGUUGGUUCCCAUUUUGGAAAAUGCUUCGAAAACGGGUGAAGUUUUUGACUUGGAACAUGUUUUGGAGCGGUUUGGGUUCGAUAAUGUGUUCAAGGUGGCUUUUGGGUUCGAGCUUGGUUGUCUCGAGGGUGAUGGAAGUGUCAUUGGCUAUGAGUUCUUGAGAGCUUAUGAAGAUGCCACCAAAAUUAGCACCCUCAGGUCCAUGUACCCGGCGUUUUGGUGGAAGACAAAGAGGUUUCUCAACGUCGGUUCAGAAAAACGCCUCAAAGAAGCAACGAAAACACUCCAAGGAUUCGUCGACAACAUCGUACAGACGAGAAUCAAGGGCACCAAAACCAGACCAGAAGGAGGAGUACCCGAUUUGCUGGACCGAUUAAUGGCCAUGCACGACAACGAUGGAAACUACUACUCCGCCGAGUUUCACCGCAACAUGACAAUCGGAGUCAUCCUCGCGGCGCAAGACACCACAGUCUCAGCCCUAACUUGGUUCUUCUGGCUCGUAGCGACCAGGCCAGAAAUCCAGAACGCCAUCGUCAAAGAACUCGAGUCGAUUCGGGGUCGAAGAGAGCCCCAAAACAAGCACGACUUUUCGUACAGUUACGAAGAGAUCCGAGACAUGAACUAUUUGCAGGCUGCGAUAUCGGAAUCCAUGAGGCUCUACCCGCCGGCGCCGACCACGUCGAGGAGCUGUGCCGACGACGACGUUUUCCCAGAUGGGACUUUUGUGAAGAAGGGUUCGGUGGUGAUUUACAAUGCUUACGCCAUGGGGAGAAUGGAGAGCCUUUGGGGUGAGACUUGGGCUGAGUUUAGACCCGAGCGGUGGCUAGGGCAAGAUGGCGUGUUCAAGCCUGAUAAUCCGUACAAGUAUCCGAUAUUCAACGCUGGCCCUAGAAUGUGCGUUGGAAUAGAUAUUGGUUAUAUUCAGAUGAAAUAUAUUGCUGCUACUGUGAUUGAGAGGUUUGAGAUUAAUCUUCAGGACAAGGAGAGGGUUCCUCAGAUCUUGUUUUGGUUUACUCUUGGAAUGAAAGGUGGUUUGCCUGUGACUAUUGAGGCUAGGAAAAGCUCGAUCUAAGCUUGGUGGAUCGGAGUGACCAAAUAAUAACCUAAAAUUUGGUAGUAGUGUUUUUAAUUAUUAUAUAUAAUUAUUGUGCUUUAUAUAUAUAUAUAUAUAUGUAUGUUUAGUUAUAACUCAACAUAUAUGUAUGUGGGUUUAUAUGUUUUCUCUGGGAUGAUAUCUGAUUGUUGUAUCAUUUGAUUGUAAUAAUCAAAUUGUUGUAUGAAUCAUAUGGAUGUAGAAUAAAUAAAUUUCAUUAGGAAAUAAAGAAUGUAUGAUUACCUAUGA